Molecule: messenger RNA, 2640 nt
Organism: Branchiostoma floridae (Florida lancelet)
Lineage: Eukaryota; Metazoa; Chordata; Leptocardii; Amphioxiformes; Branchiostomatidae
Product: apolipoprotein(a)-like
Exons: 7
Coding region: 58-1215 (385 amino acids)
Molecular function (GO): endopeptidase activity; signaling receptor binding
Source: RefSeq, a predicted model, not a curated record
CGCGGACUAGAGGAUUGGGACCUCAGCGAGCUUCGAUCUCUUCGGGCAUCCCUGAAGAUGAACGAUGUCGACUGUUACACCGGAAGUGGAGAGAACUACCGAGGAACUGUGGGAGUGACGGAAACUAACGAACCCUGCCUGGCCUGGAAUUCUAAUGACAUAGUCAGCUUCCGCGCUAUAAGUACCAAAACGAUGCCUGCUGGAAAGUAUAACGUCGGCAACCAUAACUUCUGCCGUAACCCCAUUCCGGGGACCGUGUCCCGCCCCUGGUGCUAUGUGGCCUCCCGGAACGACUGGGCUUUCUGCCCCGUAUCCAAGUGCACAGCUUCUGCUUCCGGUACUACUGGCGGAUCUGCUUCCGGUACUACCGGCGGAGACCAAUCCCAGAAGGCCACGGUGACGUGUCCAGCCAUAACAGCGCCCCCUAACGCCGUGACCGGGUGCGCCAAGAACAAGGUCUACCCGGUGGGCCACAAGUGCUGGGUGCUGUGUCCGACUGGGCAGAAGAUCAUGACCACAGAGUGCCAGUCUACCGGGAAGUGGAGCGUGGAUCCCACUAAAAUGACAUGCUCGGCCGACGCUGCUUCCCAAACGGGCGGAGGCGGAAGUACCGGCGGUGGCGGGGACGGUGGUGGGAUCGGGCCGCUGGACAAGGUGUGCCCGGCGCUGAACGUCCCUACCGGCGGCUUCUCUAACUGCAAGGGCCCGCAGCGUAUCGGGGCGACCUGCGGGGUCGGCUGCCUGGGCGCCGUCACCACCGGGGUGGAGUACAUCAAGACCACCUGCAUGUCAGACAUGAAGUGGACGAAGCCAACUGAGUUCACCGCUACCAAGACCAAACUAGGCUGUGCAGGUACUCCAGUCAUCCCACCGAACGCCCUACACGUGCCCGGAGGAACUUCUGGAGGUGGUACCACCGGAGGGGGCGGUACGAGCACGGCCUGUUACAAAACUAGCGACAAGGGCAAGUCUUACCGCGGGACACAGGCCAAAACUGCCAAGGACUCCAGCGGCAAUCAGUAUGACUGUCUGAAGUGGGACGCGCCGGAACUGAAGUAUUACUUCUACAACACCGUCAACUAUCCGAACGACAAGGACGGGAUCGGCAAGCACAACUACUGCCGUAACCCUGCCCCUGAACCCGAGCCCUGGUGUUACUACAUGUACCAGAACAAGGUGCAGUUCAUGUCCUGUGGAGUGCCCAAAUGUCCCUAGAAAAGUGCGGUACACCGAGAAAAGUACGUUGUACCGAGAAAAGUACGGUACACCUAGAAAAGUACGAUACACCCAGAAAAGUACGAUACACCUAGAAAAGUACGAUACACCUAGAAAAGUAAGAUACACCUGGAAAAAUACCAUACACCUAGAAAAGUACAAUACACCUGGAAAAAAUACCAUACACCUAGAAAAGUACCAUACAAACGAGAAUUUUUUUUUUUUUUCAAAUAAGUCCAAAACGUUUCCACCGCCUUUUGGUCUUUUGAUCUAUAUUAUGCAGAUCGUUUUGUUAGCAAAUAUCUAUACCAUAAGCUGGUGGCAAUUCCCUUUAUAAUCAAGUUUAUUAUCAAAAUGUGUGUACCUACCUCCGUUCACAGGGUGCUAUGUUAUGAUGAGAGUUGCUUUUGUGAAGUUAAGUUAAAUGUUCACAUUUUUUUCUAUUUUUAUCAAACUAAAAAUGCCCUUUGCUACAAAACACAUGUAAUUCUAGGGUUAAUGCUUAUUUUCAACAACCUAUGAGGAGAACGCAAAUAACACAUAGAGCCAAAGAGUUAUCCGGCUCUUUUUGGUAACAGCAUAGAUGUACAAUUUUCUGCAAACGUACACUUUCAAUUGGAUACGUACAGAAUUCCUAUGAAUAUUUCCUAUGUUCCGUUGUUGUUUAAUUGUUGUAUCAAUGAUAUCUAAUCUAGACUUUCAAAUGCAUAGGCAUUAGGUAGUAGCCACAGGCUUGUAGGGUAGCCCUUAACAGUAUGUUCUUCAUAUAGUUAUAAUCAGUGAACAGAUAACUUAAGUCAAGCUUUAGUUCAAAUAAAAUGAAACCAAGUUAUCUAUAAUCAAAUUCUAAUCUAACAGAACAUUUAAGAGCAAGUUUACAGAAGAAAAUAUUAUGCAUGUCUCAGUUUUUUAGACUAAAUGUUAGUUUCAUUUUUUUCAUUUUUUACCCUUUUGUUUGUAGGUGACUUGUUAGCUCUAUCUUAUUGAUAUAUUAUCAAAUAUAUUCAAUGUAACAUUUGACUGGAAAUUCAGGUUGAUUUCAAUAUGUUCAAUCACAGUUAAUAUAUUCAGGAAAUUUGGCUUAUGCACAUGGAAUAUAUUAAGCAAAGUUAAAUCAUAAAUAUUACCACCGUCCCAGCGAUUACAGUGACGCAAAAUUGUACAAUGUAGGGCACAUUUUAGUACAUCUUUGUAUACUCGACAAAUCAAAAGCAUCAUGCAGGUAACAUUGAUGAUUACAUACCAGAUAGUCAAAAUCGUUGCAACUUCCAUAUCAUACUCUGAAAUUAAUGCAACCAAAUAGCUGACAUGUAGGCAGAAAUCAUCUCUGAAUGUAUUUUAUGGUUGUUCUCUACCUCUUUCUUUAUUGCUUGGUAUCGUUGUGAUUUUAAUAUAUUAUUAAAACGGUUAUGCUUACAUCUUGUC